AUGCUCAGCCCGGCGAUGCUCAAGUCGAUGGGGAGACGGACCUCCCGAGAAGUCAAUCUACCCCUUGACAAAAUCAGACAAGAUUCCAAAGGAAACCUACUACCCUUGAUCGAAGAUGAGGAAGUUAUGCAGUACCAUGGACGGCGAAGAGCCUCGAACCACUCGAUUCUCGACUUUGAUGGCGACACCGCCGUCAUGCUGCGCGGGGUCUUCGAGCAGGAAGUGCUCCCCUCUCGUUCCAACGCCCGUCGAGCUUCCGUAAUGUCGAUGAACCAGAGACAAGAUCGAGAACGUCGAGCCAGCCUUACCGCUAAUGUUAAGACAAAUGAGAAGAAGACAACCCCCGAGCGUAAAUGGAGCCUCAUCCUCAAGCAGCGCCAAGAAGCCGAUGCCCAGCGUGCCAUUAAUAUCCAGCCACACCAAUAUACCGAAGAUCCGACGGUCGCUUGGGAAAUGUUGAAAGCAAAACGGCCGGUGAAGCGAGUAAUUCAGAUGAAGCUCGACACCCCAAUCCGACCCGACCACGUCAGAUUUGUGUGCGUCUCCUGCACGCACGGCCAGCCACUUCCACAUUUGCCAGAUGGCGACGUCUUGAUAGUGGCCGGCGAUUUCACGUCUUGCGGUCUGCCGAAGGAAGUGAAGAAUUUUAAUGCGCAACUAGCUAAUACCCGGCACGCCUACCGUAUCCUGAUCGCUGGAAAUCAUGAGUGCACAUUUGACGAGACGUUUCUGAAGUCACAAAAACGCGAGAUCGGCGAGGCCAAAGAAGAAGCCCUGAAACAAGCCCUCCUCUCCGCCCUCCAUUCCGCAAAAAUGACCACCCCGCGCCCGCUCCUCACCAACGGUCUCUACCUCCAGGACGAGGUCAUCGAGCUGUUCGGCAUUACCAUCUACGGAACACCAUGGCAACCCCGCGUCGACAACUGGGCCUUCAACCUGUCGCGCGGUGUUCCGCUGCUCGAAAAAUGGAAUCAGAUCCCGACUGGGGUUGAUGUCCUCAUCACGCAUACACCACCACUCGGCCACGGUGACCUAAUGGCGAACGGGCAGCGGAUGGGCUGCGUCGAGUUGUUGAACACGGUCGUCAAGCGAGUCAAGCCCAAGUACCACGUCUACGGUCAUAUUCAUGAGGGAUAUGGCUGCAGCUCGGACGGGUACACCAAGUUUAUCAACUGCUGCUCGACGGACCAUAACUUGGACCUGGUGAACAGUCCGGUUAUAUUUGACAUUCCCGUCCACCCAACCACCAAGCAGUACUACCUCAACAACAUCAAGAAGGUCACGAAACGCAUCCAGAAGGAGCAGUUGGAGCGGAAA
Messenger RNA from Mesorhabditis spiculigera, 1317 nucleotides. The record is from the annotation of a GenBank genome assembly. NCBI's taxonomy places the organism in Eukaryota, Metazoa, Nematoda, Chromadorea, Rhabditida, Rhabditidae.